GGUGGUGACGCCUCUUGGUGUCGGUGAAGCAAAGCAAAGGUUAGCGGAAAAAAGGAGAGAGAAAAAAAACUUGUUCCAAAAUGGCGACGAAGAUCUGCCUGUCCAUUGGAAAACAAUAGAAAUAGCAAAGAGAGGCGGUUUGAUUGUUGGUUGUCGCAAUUACUUUUUUUUGUUUUGCAGUCGACCUAACUGAUUCGGGGUCGGGUUGUGUGUGUUCUAUAUGGACUACUUGUGAGAAUUAUUUUGAAUGUAGUCUGGGUAUCAUGCUUUUGUUAUAGUUAGCAAGCUAUCAAGCUAGCUACAUCCGUAUCUUGUUGCAGUGUAUGCUAGCUAUCAAGUCACAUUACUGCGAUCUACGCCGAGGAUCAGCUGUUAGCCAGGGAGAACAUAGGCAACAUUACUUUAGCUAGCUAGUUGCAACGUACUACUUUUGUUAUUAGCGAGUUAACGUUCUUAGUGUUUUAUAUGUUGACGGUAAUCGGUAACUUGACGUUUUAUCCUGCCUAGUUAGCAGAAGUUAUAUUCUAGAUAAAUUUAGCUUACUAGCAUAAAAGAACUGAGCGUCACUUGCUUUAGCUAACUUUCACCAUGAGACAGGAGUGUUUGUUGUAGACAAAGUUAGCUUUAGCCAGCAAGCUAACCAGCUCCGUGAAGUUGGGUAAGUAACGUUAGUCAGCGAGAUUUCAAUACAUUUAUAGUUUACUAAUGUAAACCAGUGCAAUGUUAUGUUUGUUCUCCCGAAUAUAGUCCCGUUUAGCUAGUUAGAAGCUAACGUGCAAGUUAAAGGUUUUUCUUACUCGAACUUUGGAUAUGUUUGACCAGAGGAAUGUUAUGGAGACCCAUUGAUUGAAUACUAUAGCCUUUUAGUAAGCAACUACAUACUGUAACGUUCGUUAGCAACAUCUAACGAGGCACGUUAUUCGUUCAACUCAUAUAAUACUUAUUUUCUUUCAAAUGAAUUGAGCUCGCCUAUUUCAUAUACAUUACUUUGUUUCAACUUUUUUUCAUUAAGGGAAAGGGGUGAAUGAGUUUUUCGAAUUUGGCUAGCUAGCCAAUGCUGGGGCCUUUUGCUAGCCAGUUAUUGCAAUACUUUUUUUUCACGAUGCGACAGAUAAGGUGCACUAUAUACUUUGCUAGUUAGCUAGGCCGUUUAGUAAUAUAUCUCAAUCGUAUUUUACGCCUGUUUUCUUCUGGCUCGUGAGACUAAAUGCCAACAUUAGCAAGCCAAAGGUAGACUCUAUGGAAGCACUAACGUUAGUUGAUUCUCAAAGGUAGUGGGUAUAAACGCCCACAACUAAAAAGGAACACAUUAAGCAUUUUAUCCGGACUGUCGAAACCCGAGUCCAGAGUUUAAAAACACUCUUUAUUGAUGAUGGCGGAUUUUGUAGUGCCGCGACACAGUGCGGUGAUGGAGCGACUCCGCCGUCGAAUCGAGCUCUUCAGGAGGCAUCACACCAGCUGCGAGAACCGCUACGACAGCACAGCUAUGGAGCGGCUGGAGAUGGAACGGCAGCAGACCUUUGCACUGCACCAACGGUGCCUGCAAACCAAGGCCAAACGGUCGAGUAAGCACCGCCAGCCACAGCCAACCUCAGACCAGUCGGCGCAGAGAGGGUCAGGGACCGGGGGCAGCAACGCAGACCUAGCGGAGGGUGGAACGCCAGAGUUGAGCAGAAACAGCACUUUGAUUGCGUUGCAGGAGUCGGUGAAGAGGAAGCUGGAGAGCGCCUGCUCCCCUGUUCAAGUCAACGGCUUCAGCGAUGGCUACCCCCCGUCCAAGAAGUCCUGCCUGGACAAUGACCCAUCCAACGGCGGCAUCCCCACGCACUCGCCUCAGGACUCCAAGCACGGCAUCGGCGCUGACUCGCUCCUACCCAACGGGACCCACCGGCCUGGUGGUGAGCCCGGUGGGGACUCCUCGGGGGAGCAGGAGUUCUUGCUCAAAGAGAUGAAGCAGGAGCCCAUGGAUGACAUCUUGCCCUGCAUGCUGCCGUCAGGGGGCGGAGCCAGCAACAGCCUCUUCCCUGACCUCAACCUCAACGAGCAGGAGUGGAUGGAGCUCAUGGAGGAGCUCAACCGCUCUGUGGCCUAUGAGGACAUCCAGGACAUCCUCAACGAUGGCUUCGAGGAUCGCAAGGACUCCCCUGAGCUGGCCGGACCCACCCCAGGGACAUGUGCACAGUCUGGGGGAGCAACGCAGGGAGGGGGAACCUCACAGGGAGGCCUCCUGCCUCCAGACCUGGCCAGCAUUAAGACUGAGUUCUCCCCGGCCUCCGCUGCUUUCGAGCAAGACUCUGGCACCGGCUCGCCGCAUGUUAGGCCAACGUCAUCGGGGCCGCCCAUGCAGCGCUCACCGGCAGCGGCUACCACCACUGCCUCCUCCCCGGCCCUGUCCCAACCCCUCAGCCAGCAGCCUCCCCCAUCCAGGCAACUCCCUCCCCAGAACCACCACCUCCCCCCGGGGCCCGUCUCCAAAGACCUGUCCCCUGCCCAGCAGCUCCAACAGCUAGCCGCACAUCAACAGAGAGCCCAGCAGAUGCAAUCCCAGCUUCAACAGCAGCAACACGCUCAGAAACCGCAGCAAAUCCAAAAACAGCAACAACCGCAGCAAGCACCCAAAUUCCACACAACUGGAUCCCACCCUCAGUCUUGGCCCCCCCAGUCGGCCCCGUCUCGAAGCCCCCUAGGGGGCUCCUACGGCCUGGAGAAGCCCACCAGCCCCUCCCUAUACCCCCAGGACUUCCCCAACAAGCCCCAGCUGAUGAUACCCGUACAGCCCAACAAGGGCUCACCCAAAGCUGCAGCCGGCGGGUACCUGCAGCCCGGGGGCCCCCACCCCAACAUGCUUGGCCACCCUGUCGCAGUACCAGGUGCCCUGCUCAGCCACCCUGCAGCGGCAGGCCCUGGGGGCCCGGGCUCUGCCAUGCUCAACUACAGCAACACCAAGCCCCUGUCCCACUACGAGGCGGCGACCCAGGGGCCACCACGGGGCCCUCCUAGUGCCCAGAGCCAGAAUAAGGCGGUGAUGCUAUCGCUUCUCAGGCAGCAGCAGCAGAUGAAGCAGAAGCAAGGCCUGCCCUUCAGACCACACCUACCCCACAGCCAGCAGGAGCAGAACCCAUACCCCACCACAACGCACGGCCCUGGACCCGGCAACGCAAUGGCGCCCCAGCCGGGGGGGCCCGGUAACGGCCUGGCAAGUAACCAUGGCAACACAGCCUACCUGUCAGGGCAGGCAGCGGUGGCGGCGGCGCUGAAGCAGCAGCAGCAGCUGAUGGAGCAGCAGAAACAGUUUCUACUGGGCCAGAGGCAGCAGCAGAUCAUGGCCCAACAGGAGAAGCAGCGUCUGCAGCAGGAGCAGCAGCUCCAGAGGCACCUGACCCGGCCCCCUCCCCAGUACCAGGACCAACAGAACCAGCAACCUGGAGCACAGAACCCCUUCCAGCAGCAGCAGGUUGCCCAGUUUACAGGCUCUUCUCAGCCAAUGGUCAACGUUGGCUCGCUGGGGGGCCCCGCCCCCGUAGCUCAGCGAAUGUUCCCCCAGACACAAGGCAUGAUGGGCAUGACCAUGGGCCAACAGGGAGGUGGUGGCCCCACACCUGGUGCCCUCCCUGCUGCCAGCCAGGCCGACAUGAGCCUCUCCUCUUGCGGGGGCGUUAUGGACUCUGCCUUACAGCAGCAGGUACUCUACAGUAACAUGAACAUGCACCCCUCCCAGCAAAGUUCAAUGCAGAGGCAGCCCGUAGGCAACAUGGGCGCCUCCUACAGACAGAACAUGCUCGCCCAGCAGCAGCACCUCAAAAACCAACCCAACGCCGCCCUGCUGAAACAGCAGCAGCAGUUAGCCAGACUACCCAGCUCCAUGCCCAGUGGCAACAUGCCCAACACCAUGCAGAGUGCCCAGAGCCAAGCCUGGCAGCAGCACCAGGUCAUGCAGCAAGCCAUGGGUGCCCAGCAAACUCCUUCCAGCAACGGCGGUCUCGCGCCCAAUUCCUUUGUCAACUCCAAUGCCUUCCACAUGCAGCAGCAGACCCGCAUGCCCAACAAGAUGCCUGUUGGCAACACCCCCUUCGGCGCCAAUGCCAACGGCAGGCCCAUGGCCGCCAUGAACCCUGCCCAGCAACAGAUGAUGCAGCAGGCCCAGCAAAGGACUGCAGCCAACCCCCAAGUUUCCCUUGAGCAGCCCUUAGGGCAAGUCUUACCCAAUCAGCAACAGACUCAGCAACAGCAGGGUUCCCAAGGCCAAGGGGUGUUACCGGACCUGGGGGCCUUCAGUCAGCCGCAGGGGGGGCGUUCGGUCAGCCAGGGGCUCCAGUGCAGCCAGCAGGGCUACCAGAUCAACAGAACUGCCAACCAACAGCAGCAGCAGUUGCCGUUUGGCUACAACACUGGAUCAGGGGCUAGCAGUCUGCCCAGCUUCCCUGGGGAGGGUGACCUGGUGGAUUCUCUGCUGAAAGGACAGAGCACGCAGGAGUGGAUGGAUGAUCUGGAUGAGAUCGUUCACCUUUUCCGGUCAGUAGAUUAAGACUGAAAGGACAAAGAGCCACUAAAGACAAUUGGGACUUCAGGCGACAAGUUGAGGGAGUGAAAGUUGGUGUAUUAGUUCCAAGCCAAUUGCCAAUGAAAUGCAGGAACAGCGAGGGUUAGUAAUGGAAUUCUGUUACUGUUCUGACACUGCUAGGAGACUGUAAUUCUCAGUAUUUUGUGUACUGUGAAUAUACAGUACACAAGUUGUAUAUAAUGUUAAGAGAAUUAAUGAUGGUGCGCAGGGCCAAAACCUGUGUGAUUCCUAUUGGAGUAUUUUUUUUAUUUUUAUUAUUAUUAUUUUUUUCUCCCAGGACUCGAAGACGUAUAGAGUACUCUUCUUCUACUACUACUAUUACUACUACUACUACUACUACUACUACUACUACUACUACUACUACUACUACUACUACUACUACUGAACCUGUGGCUCAGUACUAAACCACUGACUCAAGGGUGAACCGAAUACUCCACACACAUAUACACACACAGCCUCUUCUACUUUGUUUGAAGUUGCAGCCUUCAAUGCAAAUACAUGCUCGGUGUAGCAGAGGUGAGCAAGUAAUACAUUCCCCCCUAUGUAAAAGGUUUGUGGUAAUACACAAGAGUUUUUGUUCACGGUCUGCUCAUAAAUAGACCUGUGCCAUUUCUCCUCUACUCUCAAACCAAUGACUAGGUGAGCUAAAGAAACUCAACUGUGGUGGCCAUAUUUGUUUGGUUAGCCAGUGUCCGUUUGUUGCUGAGUGGGGACCCAUAUGUUGAACUGUCUGAAGUCUUUGAUUUGGAGACCAGACUGUUUCUCUGUUUUGGAGUUGUGCAAUUACCCCCAAUGUAGGUAGGUAGGUUUCAAAUGUAAAGUGACAAAUGGGGACCUUGUCCCCACAUCUCACACAUACACUUUUGAGUGAUUCUUGUAUCAUGUUUCUAAAAUGGUCUCCCUUUAGGUUCCUUACCAUGUUUGACCAGUUUACACACUAAAAUCAUCGUCUUUAUUAAACAUCCAGCCCACUGUAAUUUCAAUAACCAAGCUAAAAGAGAAGAUAAUGUACAGAUUUGUCUUUAGUCAUGCAGCUUUUAUUUUAUGUUAGUGGAAAUCAUUGCCUUAAGACACAUUGCAGCCAUUAUUUUUUGCCAUAACCUUGAUUGACAAAUGCAGCCUCUUGAGUUGGGAUAUUAGAUUUUUUUUAAAUUCCAUCCUUGUUUGUGUCAGGGGAUACUUGUAAAUUUGUAUAUUUUUUUGUAUGCAUUUCCUAUUGUUUUUGCCGAAGAUAUAGCUUAUUUUUAUAUGUAUAUUGCAGCUGAUUUUUGUAAGUAUUUUAUACUUUUAAUAUGGUUCUCUGUAAAACAAGAGUAUUAUGUGAAUAUAGUUCUUUAGAAACAGA
This is a messenger RNA of Oncorhynchus masou masou (cherry salmon), 5906 nucleotides long. It is a transcript of the gene maml1, whose product is annotated as mastermind-like transcriptional coactivator 1. Gene Ontology annotation, cellular component: nuclear speck; nucleoplasm. Gene Ontology annotation, molecular function: transcription coactivator activity. Gene Ontology annotation, biological process: Notch signaling pathway; positive regulation of transcription of Notch receptor target. NCBI's taxonomy places the organism in Eukaryota, Metazoa, Chordata, Actinopteri, Salmoniformes, Salmonidae. Bases 1370 to 4525 code for a protein of 1051 amino acids. The record is from RefSeq and is a predicted model, not a curated record. The transcript is spliced from 5 exons.